AUGAAUAUCUAUAUCUAUUUGAGCCGUAACUCUAUGACCCUCCAAAGUUAUGUUUAUUUGAUGACUGAGCUCCGGACCGUCACCUUAUUGAUAAAAAUUUACAAAUUGUAA
Molecule: messenger RNA, 111 nt
Organism: Nezara viridula (southern green stink bug)
Lineage: Eukaryota; Metazoa; Arthropoda; Insecta; Hemiptera; Pentatomidae
Source: the annotation of a GenBank genome assembly